CAAGAUUCACACCUUCGCCUGGGAUACCAGGACAACUUCCGCGACAUGCACGAAGGCAUGCACAAAACUUCGACCGAAGUCGCCCUAGUCGCCCAUUACGGUGCUCACAUAAGCGGAUAUUAUCUGUAUGCUCUAGUCAGCUCCGGGGGUCCACCUGCGAGAAGAAAACUUCGUCGCCGCCACCAAACCCUUUCUUCCACAACCCAUAAUUUCCGGCGGCUUGAUCGCUAUUCUAUUAAAGAUUCAUCACAAUUUAUCAUGCAGCGUUCUUUGGGGUUGUAUUUGCGCUCGCGUCGAAAGGACACGAGAAGAAUUGGCGCGCCCCACGCCGAGGCACAGGCUCGCACAGCACCCUGUAAACAACACGUGCAUUCUGGUUUGUAUCAUUAAGGCAGUUUGAUAGAUCUCGGAGCGUUCGGGGUGGGUGGCGCAGUCCAUGGUUCAGACUGUCCCGCUAGGUUGGCACGGUGUUGCGUCAUGAGUCUGCUGUGUACUGUAUUUGACAUAUUGACUCAUGAUGUGUGCGCGAGUGGGAGGCCAAGGGCCGGCGGCCGCUGCUGGAGGGCGAUGCAGGGCUUCGGUCACGGGGGGCCGGGCGCGGUGGCGCUGAGCGGGCUGAGGGCAAGCGCCCCCCGCCGCUUUUCAUGUGGGCAUGCUUAGUAUUUGACAUGUUGAUUGGUGCGGCCGGGGGUGCAAUUGGCGCUGGUAGCUCGCAGGCUGGUGGAGGGCAUGAGGCCCGAACCCACCAUCAGUAAGCUGUGUGGGUACAUAAGGUGACAUGAAUGCCUGUUUGGGCAUGACCGUACUUGAACAGGAUCUGUUCUAUAGGUCAUACACCUGUCUGUGUUCUUCAACUCAGACAAGUUCCUCAACCCAGACGAAGACAUGCAGCCCCGGCGCCUGAGCGCUACGUAUGACCACUGUGGCCGUGCCGCUGGCACGGACGCGUGGUUCUGGAUGAACGUCCCGCCGAGACCAUUCCACCGGCAGGGAUGGUGCUCGGGGCAUUCAGAUGGGUUU
Chlamydomonas reinhardtii is the source of this 1020-nucleotide messenger RNA. RefSeq lists its product as uncharacterized. The coding region runs from base 478 to 660 and encodes 60 amino acids. Lineage: Eukaryota; Viridiplantae; Chlorophyta; Chlorophyceae; Chlamydomonadales; Chlamydomonadaceae. The record is from RefSeq and is a predicted model, not a curated record. The transcript has a single exon.